UUAAAAAAAGUUCUUUCUAAACAACUAGAAAGAUAAAAAAGAGAAUGAAACCUCCAUCAGAAUAGGGUCUGUGAUCAAAUGAUGCAGCUUAGCUAUGGAAACUUGUUGUAUUAACUUAUUAUAACAAGGUCAAAUUCAAACCACGUCGAUGAAAACUUUUGCCACCGUUGACCAGAUCAGAACCUUCCCUUCCUUAUUUUAAUCAUUUCGUCAACAGCUUAUGCCAGGUUAAAACUUAAGAAUUGUCACCCCUCUUCAAAAUUCUGACAAAUAGUCAAAUCAAAUUUUGGUAAACGAACGCCGGAAUUAAAGAAAGAAAAAAAAUUUCAUGUCAUCAACCAAAGAUAAAUACCGAAGUAGCGGAACCAUGCUUUACAUUGUUACCAUUUUUUUUUUUUUUCAUUCUUCUCAUGGGGCAUAAGCUUCAAAGCUUGCAUUUGUUUCAGCUUGGCCGGUGCUUCAGCUCUAAAGGGCGGCGGACAUAUCCAGCUCCACCGAAAUCAUCGUCCGUGAAGGUUAUUGGGCUGGACGGGCGGGUCAUAGUCUAUAACCGGCGGGUAAAGGUGGAGGAGUUGAUGAAGGAACACGCUUGCCAUCUCGUUUGCCGGUCGGACUCUUUCAUCAUAGGGCAGAAAUUGUCUGCUCUCUCGGCCGCCGAGGAACUUCAGAUGGGCGAAAGCUAUUUCGUUCUUCCUUCUCAAUUCUUUCAAUCCGUUCUCUCCUUUGUAACCAUAGCCUCUUCGAUAGCUAAAAUCGGCGGCCGCGGAGGAGGCGGUUCUUUCAAGCAUUUCGACAUACACAAGACGGAGAAUGGAAAGCUGCAGAUAAGGAUUGGUGAAGAGGUGGAUGAAAUGAUUGGGGAGGAGGAAGAGGAAAUUAAAAAAGACGGGGUCUUGUGUACGACGACGGAUAUGGUGAAGGAAUAUGAGAAGAUCGUGGGAUCCAAUGCGCAGCGGUGGAGGCCGAAGCUAGAAGUGAUAGCUGAGUCGCCGGAGGGGAGGAGGCGCAGAAAGAGAGAAAUGAGUUUUGGAGAUUUUGGAGGGUUGAGGAUGAAAAUGUAAGUAUAAUCUCUGCCCUAAGUUGCCUUAAUUUUUUUU
Messenger RNA from Dendrobium catenatum, 1097 nucleotides. RefSeq lists its product as uncharacterized. The transcript has a single exon. Bases 411 to 1061 code for a protein of 216 amino acids. Lineage: Eukaryota; Viridiplantae; Streptophyta; Magnoliopsida; Asparagales; Orchidaceae. The record is from RefSeq and is a predicted model, not a curated record.